AUGGCUACGAACGGCUCUGACAAGCCUCAGGUCCAGCCCUGCAGGUACAAGGUCGGCAAGACGCUCGGUGCCGGCUCGUAUUCCGUCGUCAAGGAGUGCGUCCACAUCGACACCGGUCGCUACUAUGCCGCCAAAGUCAUCAACAAGCGAUUGAUGGCCGGCAGAGAACACAUGGUCCGCAACGAGAUUGCAGUCCUGAAAAAGGUCUCCAUGGGCCACCAAAACAUUCUCACCCUCGUCGACUACUUCGAGACGAUGAACAACCUCUACCUUGUCACCGAUCUGGCCCUCGGCGGUGAGCUGUUCGACCGUAUUUGCCGAAAAGGCUCUUACUACGAGUCCGACGCCGCAGACCUCAUCCGCGCCACCCUCUCCGCAGUUGCUUACCUCCACGACCAUGGUAUCGUCCACCGAGACUUGAAGCCCGAGAACCUGCUUUUCCGCACACCAGAAGAUAACGCCGACCUCUUGAUUGCCGAUUUUGGACUGAGUCGUAUUAUGGAUGAGGAGCAGUUCCACGUGUUGACGACGACGUGCGGUACUCCUGGCUACAUGGCCCCCGAGAUCUUCAAGAAGAUUGGCCACGGCAAGCCUGUAGACGUCUGGGCCCUCGGCGUCAUCACAUACUUCCUCCUCUGUGGAUACACCCCCUUCGACCGCGACAGCGAUUUCGAGGAAAUGCAAGCCAUCCUGAACGCCGACUACAGCUUCACACCCUUCGACUACUGGCGCGGCGUCUCCGAGCACGCCAAGGACUUCAUCCGCAAGUGUCUGACCAUCGACCCGAAGAAGCGCAUGACGGCGCACGAGGCUCUGCAGCACCCCUUCGUUGCGGGCUACCUCAACGGCGAGGGCGAGGGCCAGAACCUGCUGCCCACGGUCAAGAAGAACUUCAACGCCCGCCGGACAUUGCAUGCUGCCAUUGACACGGUCCGCGCAAUCAACAAGCUGCGCGAGGGCCAACAGAACCUUAUGGAUGGCGCCAAAUCCCGCGAGCCCGAUCGUGGGCUAAAGUCCCCACCGAACGCAAAGAAGGACGACAGUGCCAUCAGCAUGGGCAACACAAAUCACAAGGAUUCGGGCUACGGCACCCAGCCCGAGGCGGACAACCAGAACGACGUUGUCAUGACAGAUGCGGGACCGACACCGACCAGCGUGCCCGCAAGUCUGCGUCCAGGCAGUGAGCAGAACAAGGUCGUUGAGACAAGCAAGGGAUUGUGGAGCGGUCCCGCACUGCGGCGAUAG
Molecule: messenger RNA, 1245 nt
Organism: Colletotrichum chrysophilum
Lineage: Eukaryota; Fungi; Ascomycota; Sordariomycetes; Glomerellales; Glomerellaceae
Exons: 2
Coding region: 1-1245 (414 amino acids)
Biological process (GO): cellular response to oxidative stress; protein phosphorylation
Molecular function (GO): ATP binding; calmodulin binding; calcium/calmodulin-dependent protein kinase activity
Source: RefSeq, a predicted model, not a curated record